AUGUUGUUUCAUAAGACACGUCAAUCUCUAACUAAUGAGAGAAUCGAGGCGUCUCGGCGCGAAAAGGAGAAGCCACUGGCGUGUAUAAUAUUCUUCUUUGCGUCACAGAUGACCUACAAUCUGCAAAACCCUGCGACUGGUUUGAAAUCGGAAAAUGCAGCUGGGGGGUCCGAAGCAAGAAACCACCAGUUAGACAGUCUUCUCGCAGAAGUGCGAGAACACGCCAAUCAAAGCCCCUACGUUACUCGCUUCGAAGCUAUUCCAGUUGAGAUGGCGCCGCCGGGGCGUCCGCGGGGAACGUCCAGCCAGGAAAUGCAUGAUACUUUGUUGCUAGCCAGCUUCAAGAGCAAAAAUGCGUGGCGUCAAUGGAUUCAAACAUCUGAGUGGAAGCACUUCAUGCAGGAAACGGCCGACAAGGGUGUAUUUCGACGCAUUCCACAUGUGCGGUGUGCUCACAGUCUGAAGGGCUUGAGAAAUCCCUUAGAAGUGCUGAUGGCUUGA
This is a messenger RNA of Talaromyces rugulosus, 501 nucleotides long. RefSeq lists its product as uncharacterized. The coding region runs from base 1 to 501 and encodes 166 amino acids. NCBI's taxonomy places the organism in Eukaryota, Fungi, Ascomycota, Eurotiomycetes, Eurotiales, Trichocomaceae. The transcript has a single exon. The record is from RefSeq and is a predicted model, not a curated record.